AUGUUGAAUAACUCAAUGGAUUAUGAUAAUAUGGAAGAUAUCUUACCGAACACAUCAAAUUAUUUUUCAUAUUGUAACCAGCAUGUGGAUAUAAAAACUCAUGACAGUAAUUUGAGAAAUAUUCAAACAGACAAUGAGAAUACAGUCAUGACAAAAGCAUCAAAACAAUUACAUUUUUCAAUAGAUGCCUUGCUAGAUGAUGACGAUAUUGAUGGCAAUGCUAAUGAUGAAAGUGGUGACAAUGAUGAUGAUAAUGCUAAUGAUGAUGAUGACGAUGAUGAUGAUGGGGAUAACGAAAAUAUCGACAAUGACAGUUGCAAUCAUUGUCGCAAUCUGGUUAAUUCUGACGAAAAUAACUUAAGGCUCAAAAAUUCUAUUCAUCCAGAAAUCGACGGGAAUAAUUGUAACAGUAGUAACAGCGAUAAUAAUAACAACCACCAUUUCAACAGAACCACCUCGUUAUUCAAUGAAACUAAAGUCAAUAGUAAAAAAUCGCAUGGUAAAGCUAAUCAUGAUAAUGGAAGUGAAGAAAAGUUUACCAAUAAGCUUAAAAAACAUCAUGACGUUAAAUCAUCAAGAAUAAAUCAAAAUAAUAAGAUUUCUACAAGUUCACCAUCCUAUAAUUAUUCAAGCAAAGAUACUACUGACAAUAAUAUGAAUAAUAGUAAUCAUAUUGAUAAUGAAGUAAAUCAUAAUCAAAUGUCUUAUUUUAAGAAGCAUAACUUUUUUAAUUCAUUACACGAAUUAUCAUUUAAUGAUUAUUUAACAUUUGGUAAUAGUGGAAUUGGAUCUCGACCUAUUCCACAAAAGUGUACAUUACGUAAGCAUAAACCAAAUCGUCGACCAAGAACUCCAUUUACAACUCAACAAUUAUUAGCAUUAGAAAGGAAAUUUCGUCAAAAGCAAUAUUUAUCUAUUGCAGAGAGAGCAGAAUUCUCAAAUAAACUAACAUUGACUGAAACACAAGUGAAAAUAUGGUUUCAAAAUCGUCGAGCAAAAGCUAAACGUUUACAAGAGGUUGAAACCGGCAAAUAUCAUCUAUCACCAAAUGAAAAUUUAGAGACAGCUUUAAUUGCAGCCAUGUCAUCAGCAAAUCAUGCAUCACAAUUAGGUACAACAAGUAGUAAUAAUAAUAAUGAUAAAAAUUAUACAGAUUCUGUGGAUAUGAUAGCUCAUGAUAUGACAUCAUUUCAUACUGUUCCAAUAUCACCACCACUUUCCAUAUCAUCAACACCGGUUAUUUCGUCUCCUUUAUUACCUCAGUCAAAAUUUCCUUUUCAUUCUGUGUCCACUUCUCGAAUUCCACUAUCUUCUAACACACCAAAUUCAUCACAUCAAUAUUUAUGCUCAUGUAUUUCUCCGAAUCACCAGUGUUCAUACAAAUCAACAGAACUGACUAGAGAUAAUAUUCUACAUCUUCCUACGACUAGUAUGCUUUCAUCUUUCUCAAAUUUAUCAUCACCAUUAUCCACAGACCAUUUGUAUACACAUAAUCAUCACCUUAACGUCAAUAAUAAUAAUAAUAAUAAUAAUAAUAAUAAUGGCAAAGUACAUUCAAAUUAUGAUUGUGAACAAAUUUCAUUUAAUCCCAAUAAACCAAAGUUAUCAUCAAUUAAAAACUUUUCACAUGAUGACUUUCAACAUCAACUACAAAGUAUAGAAACAGUAAACUCUAAACAUUUUUCCACAACAAAUGUUGAUAAUAAUAAUAAUACGUCUCUUUUAUCCUUUACUAAAAGUCAUCCUAAUAAAAAUAUCCCUUCUAAUGAUAUGAUUACUACUAAUUGUAUUAAUAAGAACAAUAUGAAUGGUACAACACAUAAAACAUCAAAGCAUACAAUAUCUUAUUUUUCAAAUGGGCAACGAAUUGACAAUCAACAUGAUAAUCAUAGUAGACUUAUUAAGAAUGAUAGUAGCGAUAAUAAUAAUAAUCAUGAUAAUAAUAAAGAUAAUUUAACGAAUAUGAAAUAUGAUUCUAUGCUUGAUUUUCAAUCAAUACUUAAUAAUCUUCAGUCCAAUUCAAAUGGGAUAAAUAAUUUGAAAACAGUUGAAACAUUGAAUGAUCCAUUGUCAUUGUUAUGUGCAGCUAAUCAUUACUAUCAACAAUAUGAUCAAAAUAAAGAAAUAGACCAUAAUUAUUCAAUUGAUUUAAAUAAUAAUCACAAUCCAAAUAACACAAAACCGUUGUUACAACCCGCUAUGAACGCUACUGAUUCCAGCAGGGUUGGUACAGUGUUGGAUUAUAUACCGAAAAACGAAUCCAAUUUGUAUCAGUCGAUAUUAACAAGCGAAUCAGCAGGGUCGAUUUCGUCCUCUCUUUCAUCACUGACAUCAUCAUUACCAGUAAUGUCAUCAACAUCAAUUUCUUGUUGUACUUCAACUUCCACUUCUUCAUCGUCGACCUUUCCAUCUAUACCAGGAGAUAAAGAGAAGUUGGCACAAGAUCUUGUCAAUAUGUUUUACUGUUCAACAUUCAAUUCAUUCGGCCAACACCAAUCAAUCUCACCCCCUACAUCAUCCUCAUCAUUAAUGCAAACGUUUACUCCGCAGAAUUUGAAUGACUUCAAUUCUUUUUUAUUUAAACGGCUGUUUUCAGAUAAUGUUUUUAGUCAAACGAUGAAUUUGUCAAAUUCACUAUUGAAUUCAUCAACAUUUUCAAAAUUCGUCCCUUCUGCACUGCAAUUGUCAACAUUUAUGAAUUCUUUAGGUAAUUUUAAUUCAACUCAGUCAUUAAUCAAUUUAACAUCUACAUUGUUUCCACUGUCUACUAACCCAUCAGUAGUGUUUUCUUCACAAAAUGCUAACUCUUUUGAAAAUUCUGAUGCAAAUGUUUCAACAACUGGAUUAUCUUCAUAUAUUCCAUGUACAACAUCUUCAUUGAUGCUAACGGAAUUUCAGAAGGAUACUGUUGAACAACAUUUUAAACAAAAUACCAAUAGUAUUAACGAUAAUCACAAUAAUUAUAACAAUGAUACACUUAUUCCAAUCUGA
This is a messenger RNA of Schistosoma curassoni, 2991 nucleotides long. NCBI's taxonomy places the organism in Eukaryota, Metazoa, Platyhelminthes, Trematoda, Strigeidida, Schistosomatidae. The record is from the annotation of a GenBank genome assembly.